CAUGAUUUUGUUGUCUAAAUGAAAACUAUCUUACUAUGCCAGACUAUGGUGUAAAUUUAUCGACGAUUUUCAAUUUUACACGAUAAAGAGCCUGAUAGAUCAGAAUGGAGGUCUUAGGGCAGCGCCAUGAGUUAGUGGAACCUUCACAAUUAACCCGGUGGAAUUUCACCAAAUUACUGGGACAGCCAAAAGAAUAUGAUCCCAUGGAAGAAAGAUCACCAUUUCCUUGGAGAAACGAUUUAAAUGCAAAAAUUGUUCUAUGGAAUGGAAAUAUUACCACAUUAAAUGUCCAUGCAAUCACACAUGCCACCAAUGAACAUAUGAAUGAUCGUAACCUUAUGAGUGAAGAGCUGUUUAAACAAGGUGGACCUGGUCUUGUUAAGGAAGUCAGGGAAGAUCUGCGAGUUUGUAAAACAGGAGAAGCCAAACUUUCAAAAGGUCAUAAUCUUCCAGCUCGGUAUGUCAUCCAUUCUGUUGGUCCCCGCUACAACCUAAAGUAUGUGACAGCAGCGGAGAGUGCAUUGUUUAGUUGUUAUCGCACAAUUUUACAAAUUUGCAAAGAGGCUGAAAUCCGUACAUUAGGUCUUGGAGCCAUUCACUCAGCACGGAGAAACUAUCCCCCAGAUAAAGGAGCUCAUAUAGCUAUUAGAACUGUUAGACGUUUCUUAGAAAAAUUUCCAGAAUCAUUUGACCUUAUUAUAUUUGUAUGUAGUCAUCAAGAAAUAUUUGAUAUUUAUUCCAAAAUCCUUCCUUUAUACUUCCCUCGUGAUUCUAGUGAAGAGGAGUAUGCCUUUGAUAACUUGCCCAGUGACAUUGGUAAUGGAGAUGGAGAGCCUGUGAUUAAAGAGAGACAAAUCCGAAUCAUUGAUAAACCAACAUUUGCUGCUUUAAGGGCAGGCAACGAGGACUUUGAACAAACUAUUGACCUCAACAAAGAGUUUGCACAGUCCAUGGAAGCAGAUGUUGGACACCAUCCCUUUGCAACCAUGGAAGAAAAUCCCGAUAAGGUCAAGGCCAGUAGAAUGCUUAGAACAAAUACUGAGGAAAUUAGGAAACUAGAAGCCAAGAAAAGGUAUGAAAUAUUGCUCAGGAGAGCCAAGACAGAAGACCUGACAGAGAUAGCUGCCUUGCAUUGUAUAUUCCGUACAGGUGUUGACAGACUUGGUCGUCCUAUUGUGGUGGUGGUUGGCAAAAAUUAUCCAGCGCACAUGGCAGAUCCAGAAAAGACGUUACUGUACAUGAUUAGAAUAAUGGACCCUGUAGUCGAGACAGAUUAUGUUAUUGUUUACUUUCACACACUCACCUCAGGCAAAAAUCAACCAGCCAUGGCUUACUUGAAGAUGGUCUACAGUCUACUAGAUUACAGAUAUAGAAAAAAUUUAAAACAUUUCUACAUUGUCCAUCCAACAUGGUGGUCAAAGCUGGCAGUCUGGUUCUUCACCACCUUCACUGCAUCUGACAUCAAACACAAAGUGCAUAACCUAAAAGGUGUGCAGUACCUGUACACAAAGAUGAACCCGGACCAGAUAGAUGUACCACCAUUUGUACAGGAGUAUGACAUCAAGGUCAACGGCCCAAGAUAUGUUGUACAGGAUGAUCAUGAUGGUCUUUAAAUAAAUGCAGUCAUAAGGACUGGACAAUUUUAGACCCUGUUGCUGACCUGUUUCUAUUUUGCCAUUUCAAGUCUGAUGGAAUCAACGAAUUUAUUGGAAUAGAAAGUUGUUUUGUGAUAUUUAUUUUCUUUGUACAUUCAUCAAUGAAAAACUGACUUUAAGAAAUUUCAAUGCCUUCACUUUGAACACUUUUUGUUUUAGUUUUUUAAAAUUUCAGUUGAACUUUUUCAGCCAUUUCUUCAAAACAAUUUUAUUCAAACAGUACUUUGUCUUUAAAAGUCAAACAGUUUUUGUGAUGGGAAUGAUUAUAACCUCCUCUAGAUGCUGGCAUUUUCUAUAAAAGUUCUGUUCAUUUCUAAGUAUCUUCUGUUUAAAGAAAAGUUUAACCCCAAAACAAUUUCAUGUUUAUUUUCAUUUUAAAAAACAUUUCAGUGUGAGUCCAGUUUAUUAAGAAUGAGAUGGAAGAGACUCAUUGAGGUCUUUGUAUUGAUUGUUUAAAGUGUAAUUGUCAAUGCCGUCAUACACAACGCUUGUUGCUUAAUGUCCAUUACAACAAUGGAAGCAUGAAGCUAAAAAAAAUCGUAUGCAUCACCACACUGAAUGGCUGCCUGGUUGUGUGAUAUGCAUUCUGGACUGUCAUUUCGAUAGUCUCAGGUUUGAACUCUGGCUGCUGUCCUUCCUUCCCGUCACCUUGUGAAGGUUUAGACUUGGAUGUAAUCAUCUUCAAAUCUGGAGGAACAUCCAAAAUAUGUACAAAUAAAUCUUCUAGAUUUUAGGUCUGCUUUUAUUCUGGUUUAUGAAAGUAGAUCUAUGUCUAUAUUGUCAAAGUAAUUUUUUUAAAUAUAAAAUAGAAAACUGUUCAUACAAAAGAAGGAAAUUAUUUAUAUUUUUUAUUAGCAGAAGUGAGAUACAAGGCUAUUGGUAAUUUCUUUUAUCUGAAAAACAUGACCAGGAAAUUCAGUGAUGGUUAAAAUUCUUUUAAAAAAUGUUAUGUUGAUUUCAACAUUUUCAUUUUGUUUGUAAAUUUUCUGUUUUGGCAGAUAAUGGAUAGUUUCAUUCCCUCUGUGGAGCGGUGUAUUAGAAGUAUCGCAUUUUCUUCAAGAGUUGACUUGAAAGUACUGUUGUACUUUAGGUCCAUACAAAACACAUAAUAAGGAUAGGUGGUAAUGAUUUAUAUAAUUUUCAAUGUUGUAUUGAAAAAUUUUAAAAUUUAGCUGUCAUGUUUUUUUAGAAUUAAAAUUGCUGACCCACUAGCAUGAUUUGUCAAAAUUUUCCAACUUGAUUAGUCAAAAAAAAAAUUAAAUAUAUAUUUGAUUUAAAUAUAGUGUAACUGCACCUCAUUCUCUCUCUUUUUUUUUUCCCAUAGCCUAUUGUAGCAAACAAGCUUUUCAGCAUAUUUUUAAAACAAAUUUGUGCCCUUCCAAUGAUAACAUUUCUUUGGUUAUUAGCUUAGAAGCUUAGCCUAAUAACUUUUUCAGGCAUCAUGGAAUUUGCCUUUGUACUAGAUCUAGGAUCUUGUCAGAUAUUAAAGCUGUCAAUCUUGUGUCACAGAGGCAGCCUUAGAAGUGUGAAGGGCCCUGGAGGAUUGUCAUAUCAGGGCCACAAAUGUUUGUACAAUGGGCUUACAUUCAGGACCAGAUCUAGACUUGAAAAGGUUCUAAGCCAUUUGAGAUAUGGGGCCCUUUACAUGUCCAUAUAUUUGUUACAUUUGGUUUUCAAAUAUUUAUAAGGUUUAAGUGAUACACAUCAACAAAUAUAUAGAUAGUGAAAUAAAACAUCUUUAAAAGAAAUUAUACAAACAUCAGUAAACUGCUGCUCUACCUACAAGAUUCAGAGAAUGACCAGCACAUGAUAUAUCUCUAGCUUACUUGUAUAGUAAUUGUAUUGCCAGUGCUGCUAUUUUUUAUUUAUCUGUUUUGCUAGUUGGCAGUUGAUUGUUGAGCCAUGUUUUCUUGUAAGAUAUCUUACAGAAGCUGUUCUACACUCUUCAAUAAUAUUUUUUGCUUACCUUUGUAUCUAGACCUAUUGGCAGAGAUAUCAUAUGACGUAUACUUUGACUUUGCACUCAUUUGUAGAUAGUUGUGCAUCAUCUUAGUCAUAUUUCCCUUGUGUGGCUACCCAUAUGUAGGAAAGUUAAGGAGCUCAGCAUCUGGUGAAACAUAUCUCUCAAUGACAGUGUGCUGAUGAAAAUGGGGCCAAUCUGGAGUGGAAUCGAGAAAUAAACUAAAUUACCCUGCAGUUCUUAAAUCAUCCAUGAUUGAGUCUUUUACUUCAUGUGCCAUAAUUUGGAUAAAUUCAUUGCAGAUUGUUCUUUUAGAAACACAAGAUAUGAUCCCAGACUCUUUAUUCUCAAAUUUUUUUUUUUUCAUAUGGCUUGCUAGAAAAGGAUCAAAUUUUGAUACACAUUUGAGUCAUCCAAGGUAGUUUCCAUUGUGAGAAGAAUCAAAUGUUUCUUUAUCUAUCCUAAAAGGUUAACCGCGCUCUGCCAUAGUAAUUGUAUUGCCACAAUUCAUUCAAGAACAUUUAGCCAGUGCUGCUAUUUUUUAUUUAUCUAUUUUGCUAGUUGGCAGUUGAUUGUUGAGCCAUGUUUUCUUGUAAGAUACCUUACAGAAGCUGUUCUACAGUCUACAUUGCUUCGAAUUAUAUAAGUGUUGUGCCCAUCACAAAAUCCAUCAGGUGAUAUUUUUGUAGAAGUUGAAAAAGAGUUUAGCCGUGAAACAUUAAGCACCACCAGUUGCUGGCAUAUUAAGUAACCAUUUUCUGCAAUAUAUUUCUUCAUUAGUUCAUUUGGGAUAGAACAAAAUCUUAGAGCAUUGACUUUGUCUUGGUUUGCAAAAAAAUUAUUUUUUAUCAGCCAGUUGAUUACUGACAUUCUGACAGACCUUUUUCUACCCAGUGUAAAAUCUCAUUUUAAGUUUAUCCCAUGACUGACCCUGUCUGGGUGUUGGGUUCAUCAUGCUCCUUAUCUUUGUUAAAAAAAUGUUCUCAUUUUGUUAACAUGUGAAGCUUUUCUUCAGCUCUCCUUUGUUGUCCUUUUUUGGGCUCUAUUUUUAUAACUUCCAGUUGGCAUCUUGCUAUAACUUCCAGUUGAC
Molecule: messenger RNA, 4705 nt
Organism: Biomphalaria glabrata
Lineage: Eukaryota; Metazoa; Mollusca; Gastropoda; Planorbidae
Product: protein GDAP2 homolog
Exons: 13
Coding region: 105-1613 (502 amino acids)
Source: RefSeq, a predicted model, not a curated record